AUGCCCGGUCUUGGACUUUGCCCCGCGUUAUCGCCAUUACUGUGGACACCGCGCGACAGUUCCGAUAUCUCCGGAGAGAGAAGCGUUAUCGGUGUGUCGCCGACGGUCUCUUCCCCGCUGCAUGCAGUCCGACGCAGUGCCUCCUGUCGCGAAGUCGCCGUUCCUGCCGCUUUUUCUCAUCCGUCUUGCCAAUUAUCGUUUUAUUGUUACCUACGCGAACUGGCGUGCCGUCGUCGUUCAAUAACGCACGCCAUCUUGGCUUGUCCAAGCGCCCUAGCUGUCUGUGCUUUAUGUUCCGUGUCGUGCCCCUCGAUUGCACACACAAUCGCAUUUGUGGCCGCCCGUGACAAAACCACAUUGUGUUUAAUUUGCCGUUAUCGUCCGCGCGGUGUGUGCGCAGUGCGAUCCGCCGUGUUCGUCACGUGGUUACGAGCCUUCCCGUUCGUCGACUGUUUGUUCGGCCAAGUCGACGUUGUGGUGUGUCGCCGUUGCCCGGUCAACUUCCAUCUGCCCAUUAUCGCCGUGCCGGGACAACGGUAG
Messenger RNA from Macrosiphum euphorbiae (potato aphid), 540 nucleotides. The record is from the annotation of a GenBank genome assembly. NCBI's taxonomy places the organism in Eukaryota, Metazoa, Arthropoda, Insecta, Hemiptera, Aphididae.